CCGGCACUUUCAUUGGCUACGGAUCCCGGCGUUUUGGGGGAGACCGGAAGUGGGUUCACUGAGAGGUAACCAGAAAUGGAGAGGAAGAUAAGCAGAAUCUGUUUUGCUUCCAAACCCAAAGCAAUUCAGUUUUUACAAGUGUCUUGGGAGAGAACGCUAGGAUCUGGUUUUGUUAUUACACUCACUGAUGGUCAGUCAGCGUGGACCGGAACAGUUUCUGAGUCUGAGGUUGCCCAAGAAGCAGAUGACAUGGCAAUGGAGAAAGAAAAGUAUGUGGAGGAGCUGAGGAAAGCCCUGGUGUCGGGAGCUGGACCUGGGGACACAUACAAGUUUGAGUUUUCUGAAGGGGAUUGUUGUCUCUCCUGUGAAAAAAUCCUGAAGGAUGUUUCAUUUAGGCUUGGUUCCUUCCACCUAGAGAAAGCUGCGAACCCAGCUGAGGUCAUUGGAGAACUGAUUUGUUACUGCCUGGACAGCAUCGCAGAAAACAAAGCCAAUAAUGAGCACCUGCGGAAAGAAAAUGAGAGACUCCUGAGAGACUGGAAUGACGUUCAGGGACGAUUUGAAAAAUGUGUGAGUGCCAAGGAAGGCCUGGAGACUGAUCUGUAUAAGCGGUUUAUUCUGGUGCUGAAUGAGAAGAAAUCAAAGAUCAGAAGCCUCCAUAAAUUGCUAAAUGAAGUUAAAGAACUGGAAAAGAAUAUUGAACGUGAAAGGGAAGCUACAGCCAGCUCUGAAACCCCAGCUGCCCGCGACCCCAUCUAUGACGCGAGUACCGAUGAGGGAAGUGGAAACGAGUCUGAGCCCUCCGUGUCCGCCCCAGCCACUUUGAGCAAAGAAGACUCCCUGAUCUCGAGCCCUGACGUCACGGACAUUGCGCCAAGUAGAAAGCGGAGGCAGCGCAUGCCGAACGAUCUUGGGACAGAACCCAAAAUGGCUCCUCUUGGGAAUCAGCUUCAGGAGAAGAAAAAGCUUGACACUUCAAAAGGUGAGACAUCAAAAAAGGACCACGUCUCAGCUGAGAACAUGUCCUUGGAAACUCUGAAGAACAGCAGCCCAGAAGACCUCUUCGAUGAGAUUUAACAGUCCUGAAGGGAUACUCCAGUGUUCACUAGACUACAUUUUCUAUUCAUUCAUUUAAAAUGAAAAAAUGAAAUUUCCACCUAACAGCAGCUAUCACGGCACCUUACAGCUUAAUGACAUGAGUGGGAGCCGUGUAAAGUAGUUUCCUCAUGUAUGCAGAGAUGACUGCAUGAUAAUCUUGCAUUAUUCUAAACUCUUCAUUCACAUGUCUGUGAUUGCAUAAAAAUCUCAGAUUUCUCUCACAAAAGACACAUUGAUCCUAUUCAUUCACACACAUUAUAUGGCGUAGCUGCCUAACAUCCUAUCCAAGAAGAUUUUGGAAAUAAGACAAAGUGAACAUCUUCUUUAAAUGUCUGCAUUUCUUCUUAAAUGGCUAUAUUCUGAGCAGUAUGUUUGAGCAUUUUAAUUUGUGGGAUGAUAUAUAAAAUAUAUUUUUCUUUUGUGCAUAUACACUCUGAAGAUCUGCUAACAAAAUUCUUGAUACAUUGAAAUUUUUGAAUUAAUAAAUGUGUUAUUUAGCUUAAGUUUUUCUUCAUUGUAAUAUAUUUUUAAAGAGAGCUUCUUAAUGCUACCACCUUUUUGUCAAAAAUCAUGUAAAAGAAAAAGCAUAUUUUUCAGGAAUUGUUGAUAUUAUCGUGUGUAUACCCCGGCCCCCCUUGAAGAUAAAUACAUUCGCGUGUCUAUCAACAGCGACACCUGCACUUGGUUUUAUAGUCAGUGGUGCUACUUUCUCACCUUUCAUUCUGUGUUCACUUCUCUGCAUUUGAAUAUCCAUCCCCAUUCCUGGUGAAUGGGGCAUCCCAUGUUGCCAGUUCUCAUGGGUGUUCAGCCUCAGUCCUCGACAGAAUCAGUCCUUGUCCUCUUUGUACAUUUUGUUAAAUUCUUGAUUGACCAGGGCUCAGACUUCAGCCCCCUUGUCUCCAUCACCUGCAGUGUCAGUCUAGGUCACUGUAGGUUUGGUGUGGUUAAAACCAUCUUUGUGCAUCUAUGAACUAGUCAGUCUCAGUCUCUCUAUAGUCAUAUUUAUAGACACAAAAAGGUAUGUAAAAUUUGUUGUAAAUUUGUCACAAAGGAAGUUGCUUGAAUUUUCUGGGAAAAAAAAAAAAAGUUCGUUAUCAACCUUUGUGCACCCAGGCAUCAUUUUGAAGCACACAUGAGUGCAUUUAUCUGCUUGUUCCUUUCUUCAGAUGGCUUUGCCUACCCAAAGCAGAGAUCUGAUUACAUCCCGCCAUCACUGAUGUUUGUCUUCUCCAUCCAGGAAACUUCACUGCCAUGAUUCGCUCAGUUUCUUCCAGCGGAAACCCCUGGAGUCCUUCUUGGUGUCUCUGCUUCCUUUCCCACACAGCCUGUCCUUACCACAAAAAUACAGCUUAUCUCUGCCUACAACUCUCUCUCUACUACAAGUGCCUCCUACUUCCCUACUGUCCAAUCAAACUGAAUUUUUAAAAACUUCAAUAAGAUCACUCGUAGAGACCCUCUGAUAGUAACCUAUUUCAUCUGACCAAGUCCACACUCUCACCAGGGUCUAUGAGGUCUGAUAUGAUUCAGGCUGAUUUCCUGCCCAGGCUCCAUGCUCUCUUACCCCACACUACCCUGUGAGUAGGCUGGAUCUCCAAAGCAUCAUCCUGCCGACCCCUCUGCCUAGGACAUCCAUUUGUGCAUGGCUGGUUAGUCUCCUCAUUCAAAUCUAGAGCCAAAUGUUAUCAUCUCUCAGUGGUUGCCCCAGAGCACCCUCACAGCCUUUUUAAGAUUGUGCCCUUUCCAUCACUCUGUCCCAUUAAGAGUUUUCUGCACUGUGC
This is a messenger RNA of Chinchilla lanigera (long-tailed chinchilla), 2876 nucleotides long. RefSeq names its product X-ray repair complementing defective repair in Chinese hamster cells 4 (gene Xrcc4). Gene Ontology annotation, cellular component: DNA-dependent protein kinase-DNA ligase 4 complex; nucleus; DNA ligase IV complex. The coding region runs from base 76 to 1077 and encodes 333 amino acids. The transcript has 8 exons. Gene Ontology annotation, biological process: double-strand break repair via nonhomologous end joining; immunoglobulin V(D)J recombination; positive regulation of ligase activity. The record is from RefSeq and is a predicted model, not a curated record. Gene Ontology annotation, molecular function: DNA binding. NCBI's taxonomy places the organism in Eukaryota, Metazoa, Chordata, Mammalia, Rodentia, Chinchillidae.